Rasamsonia emersonii CBS 393.64 is the source of this 1500-nucleotide messenger RNA. RefSeq lists its product as uncharacterized. Bases 1 to 1500 code for a protein of 499 amino acids. The record is from RefSeq and is a predicted model, not a curated record. The transcript has 4 exons. NCBI's taxonomy places the organism in Eukaryota, Fungi, Ascomycota, Eurotiomycetes, Eurotiales, Trichocomaceae.
AUGUCGGAAUCGACAUUGAACGAAUAUCCUGUCGACGAUGACGAAUUACAGCUUGUACUUAGAGAUACUCCGCACCUGCUCAAUUACAAAGACUUUGAUGCAGAGGCCGCAAGGUUCCCCAGCAGGCUUCCACUGCCACAACGGAUAGGUCUGCAGCCCUAUCACUGCACACGAGAGAUAUGGCGCUACCUCAAGGUCCAGAUUUACAAGGUCCCAAGGCAGAACAUGCCUAAGAACGAGUGGACGCUCGUAGAUCUCACCAGUUGGCAUAGGAUUUCGUUUGGGCUGGGGAACGAUGAUGAUGUACACCCUCUUUUGCGUGACCAGGAAGGUCUCGAUGGCGACAAUUACGAGACAGUUCAAAUGAUGGAGUGGGAGGCCGCAAAGAUGCCUCAUCUCAUCCUGGUCACCUGCCACAAAGUCAAGGGUGACAACCAAAGCCUCCUGUAUGGGGAGUUGGCGCCCAUUGUGGAGGCAAUGGACGUUCGUUUGAUCAAGACGAGUAUGAAAAGUGUUCUACGGCUCCGAUCGUUUAUCUCCGGCAAGCAAGAUCGAAGACAGCCGUUUCCCUCGAUCUUUAUGCCGGAGACUCGACGUCUUCUCUCUACCAUAUCAAUGGAUAGUAGCGAACAGACCGAGCUUGCAAAAGCCCAGGCCCUAGGGGAGAUAAUGACGCCGGCAAUUCCAUUGCUGCGCAUGUCUCCGCAAAUGCGCGCUCGCGAUCCGGACGAUGACUGGACGGGUCGUUCUGACCGGGCAGAGAGGAGACGACGACAGAAUCGAUUGAAUCAGAGAGCCUACAGGCAAGAGUCCCGCUCAGAGUCGGUCCCAUCUUGCUAUGAAACCGCGUCUCUGUCUUCCCACACUUCCCCCCUUAUGCUAAGUCCCCAACCCGGUCAUGGAAAUAAGACGGCAAUCUGCAGAUUACCAGCUGAAGAAAGAAGCAAGAUGAUGAAUGACUUUGAGGAACGGGCCUACAUGCACUACAUUCUGGGCUCACCUCAGGCAGAUCUCCUCCUCCACCUGGUACGCUUCAAUGCCUUACGGGCGUAUAUACACAACACAAUCUUCCUAAGACUGACAGAUGACGAUGUGAGGCUGGAUGAUUCCCUAUCUCCAUUUAACAAGGGAGUCCUCACCUAUCCCGAGUCCUCACUUCCGCCCAGCCUACGCCCGACUGCGUUGCAGCUAUCCAUCCCGCAUCAUCCUUGGUUUGACGCGAUCCCCAUUGCGAGGAUGAGAGACAAUCUCAUUCGCGCCGCUGACUCGUUUGAUGACGGAAAACUGUGCGCAGAUUUGAUGGAGUUUACCUGCGAGUCCAGUGACAAAAUCUACUUAAUUGUCUGGGGAGAGCCCUGGGAUCCUCGAGGGUGGGAAAUCACCAAGUCGUUCCUCCAGGAAUGGGGUUGGACCAUCAGAGGCUGUCCGGAGCUGCUCGAAUCUACCAACUACUGGCGCGCCAAACGUGGAGAGAAACCUUUGUUGUGGGAUGUCUCCUAA